This is a messenger RNA of Microtus ochrogaster (prairie vole), 1533 nucleotides long. It is a transcript of the gene Rmnd1, whose product is annotated as required for meiotic nuclear division 1 homolog. The transcript is spliced from 12 exons. Gene Ontology annotation, biological process: positive regulation of mitochondrial translation. Bases 103 to 1461 code for a protein of 452 amino acids. Lineage: Eukaryota; Metazoa; Chordata; Mammalia; Rodentia; Cricetidae. The record is from RefSeq and is a predicted model, not a curated record.
AAGCGGGGCGGGGCGGAGCGUGUUUCCGCAAAGGCUCCUGAGGCGGGAGCGUGCGUGCGGGCUCUGCCGUCCUCCUCUUCGCGCACAGCCUGAGAUGUGGUCAUGCCAGGCAGACUUCUCCAGAGCCUGGCCUCUUUACACAGCGUGUCAUCAAAAGCAUGGCAGUGCAGGAGGCUCCCUCGGCUCCCUGGGCUCCCGUUAAAACCACGUUCGGAAUCUGGAAGCGCAGCAUGCCGGAGCACCCUGAAAAUACAGACCCAUUUAGGUUCAUUCUGUCCUAGUGUAAGAGCUGACAGUUGGAAUAAGCCAAAGAUCCUGGGAAUGAGCUGGAUAAUACCAAACGCAAGCGGACCCUCUCCAUUACAUGUUGGCCGUUGUUGGGAUGGAGAAGCACAUCUGCCAGCCAUGUGCCCCUAUGGGACUCCCAGGAAAGUGACUUACAGACCAAAUCUCUUAUGCUCUAAGUGGUUUAUAAAAACAGUAAAAAGGCAUUACUCUGUAUCGACAGACACACUUAUUCCAAAACAAGACCUUCCACAGAUCAAGAGGCCCCUGAAGGCAUCCCGGACCCGUCAGCCAUCCAGGAGCAACCUCCCAGACCUAUCUGUGAAUGAGGACCUGAUGCAGUGCACGGCCUUUGCAACCGCGGAGGAGUAUCACCUGGGAAGUCUGUCGCAAGAGCUGGUCUCCUGCGGAUAUGUGGAGGUGACAAGCCUGCCUCGAGAUGCAGCAAAUAUUUUGGUGAUGGGUGUGGAGAACGCUGCAAAAGAAGGUGAUCCUGGCACAAUAUUCUUGUUCAGAAAACAUGCAGCAAACGUAGCAAACGUCCUCGAGCAGAUAGUGAAGCACGUGAUGCAAGUCCUGGAGAGACACGAAACCCAGCCCUACGAGGUGGCUCUGGUCCACUGGGAGAACGAAGAGCUGAACUACAUGAAAACGGAGGGACAGUCUAAACUGCACAGGGGAGAAAUCAAGUUAAACUCGGAGCUGGACUUAGAUGACUCCAUUCUAGAAAAAUUUGCUUUCUCCAAUGCUCUUUGCCUCUCAGUGAAACUGGCUAUUUGGGAAGCAACACUGGACAAAUUUAUUGAAUCUAUUCAGUCAAUCCCAGAGGCAUUAAAAGCUGGGAAGAAAGUCAAGCUGUCUCAUAAAGAAGUUAUGCAGAAAAUGGGUGAGCUCUUUGCCCUCAGGCACCGUAUAAACCUGAGUUCAGAUUUUUUGAUGACUCCUGACUUCUACUGGGACAGAGCUAACCUGGAGGAGCUUUAUGAUAAGACCUGCCAAUUUCUCAGCAUUACUCGAAGAGUUAAGGUCAUGAAUGAAAAGCUUCAGCACUGCAUGGAGCUAACAGACCUAAUGCGGAAUCACCUGAAUGAGAAGAGGGCACUCCGCCUGGAGUGGAUGAUCGUCAUCCUCAUCACCAUCGAGGUAAUGUUUGAGCUGGGAAGAGUGUUUUUCUGAUCUUGUGACAAUGAGAACAUCACUGGAAGAGAUAAUUCAAGUCCUACAACCAAAAUAAACCAGCAUUCACUA